AUGAGAAAGAAGGAUCCGCCGCACCCUCCUAUCCCUGAUGUCCACUGGUCCAUGGAUAUGACGUGGACCUUGCUGUCAGAGGUCAUGAAAGACGAGAGCAGGCUUGUUUUAGCACUUGGGAAGCGGGUCAAGAAGGAGAAUACAUCUGGUGAUGGCAAGAUUACUGUUUUUCAACGUAUUGGAUCUAUCGUGCUGCGAGACAGCUACAAGCCUGAAGUUGAAUAUCAAGCAUUUUCUAAUUCAAGUAGCCCUUAG
This is a messenger RNA of Suillus subalutaceus, 255 nucleotides long. RefSeq lists its product as uncharacterized. The coding region runs from base 1 to 255 and encodes 84 amino acids. Lineage: Eukaryota; Fungi; Basidiomycota; Agaricomycetes; Boletales; Suillaceae. The transcript has 2 exons. The record is from RefSeq and is a predicted model, not a curated record.